UCUCUCUCUCUCUCUCUCUCUGUAUGUAGUUCACUUCAGUCGGAGCUCCGUUUCUUCUUACGCUGUGACGGUGAUGAUUUGAUUGAUCAUCGCCUCAGUUAAAUACGCUGACGGAAACGAAGACGUGCCUGUGCUGAGAUUUUACAGUCACUUUUAGAUGUAUUAUCGUUGUCUUUGCUCGGUCGCUUUUCAUUUUCUUUUUUCCUUCCCUUGAAAAAGUUUGCUGGAGACAUCGAACCCAGCUGGAGACCGCAGAUGGAAGGAUUCCCAGCGGCAGCGAAGGCACCUUCUUCUUCAAGAAUGGACUUGGAAUCACUGAGAAGGUGAAGGCUGUUCGUGUUAAAUGCUCGCUCCACGACUUCCCACCACGCAGCACCGGCUCAUAUAACGGCUGUUAGUUCAGAGACUGUGUCUUCCGUUUGCAGACUGUUCACCAUGGCAUCUAGUUUGACAUGUACUGGUGUAAUCUGGGCGCUGCUGUCCCUCCUUUGCGCUGCUGCUUCCUGCGUUGGUUUCUUCAUGCCCUACUGGCUGCUGGGAACCCAGAUGGACAAGCCUGUGUCAUUUGGCACCUUUCGCCGCUGCUCGUACCCAGUGCGGGAUGAAGAGAGGCAGGCCACGGUGAUGCUGGAGCAGUGUGGGCGCUAUGCCUCCUUCUAUGGAAUCCCAAGCUUGGAGUGGAGAAUCUGCACGGUGGUGACAGGUGUGGGAUGUGGCCUCCUCCUGCUGGUGGCGCUCACAGCUCUCAUGGGCUGCUGCAUCUCUGAUCUCAUCUCACGUACAAUUGGCCGUGUGGCUGGCGGCAUCCAGUUUGUUGGGGGUCUGCUCAUAGGAUCGGGCUGUGCUCUCUAUCCACUGGGGUGGGACAGUGAGGAAGUACAGCAGACCUGCAACAACAGUUCAGACCAGUUUCAGCUCGGCUCCUGCCAGAUCGGCUGGGCGUAUUACUGCACGGGAGCAGGCGCGGCGGGCGCCAUGCUGCUGUGUACCUGGCUGUCCUGUUUUGCAGGGAAGAAGCAGAAGCAGUACCCGUACUGAGGGAGGAAGGUGAGACACGGGGAGAGGAUUCUGCUUGUGUGGACUCACAACAGUACAGCACAUCAGGCACCAAAGACACUAAGUCACUACGGUGCUCUGCACAUCACGGACACGACUCAUCCAACAACUGCAGGGACUGUUUCAUAAUGCAGCACUCUGACACAGCUUUGAAAACAGCUUCUUGUGUUAAUGAAAAGUAUAUUACGGACCAAUCCUGUUUGUAAAGAAAAAAAAAAGUUCUAUACAUUUCUUGAACAAAAAUUGUUCUCUUUUGUCUUCCCUUCUUCCAUCAUUGACGUUUAUGUGGUGGUGCCCCCUGUGAUGAAGAGAAAAGUAAUAUUGCUACAGUGUUACGUGAAGUGUUUCUGUAUCUUCUUUAUGUCUCAUCUUUGCCUUAAAUACAAAUGAAAUGCAAUAAUCCUUAAAGCAAUCUGACGCUGGGCUGCCUGUUUCCUGAACUCAGCCUUUUCAGAGUCCAAAAACCCAAGCAUAGUUUAUUUAACAUAAAAUACCAUAAGUUGUGUAUGAUAAUGUAUUUUAUCAUAUUAGCACGUUUUUCACUCUUCCAAUAACUGUCAUUAUAUUUGUUUUGUAAAUAAAUGUUUACUGAAAUUCA
Molecule: messenger RNA, 1654 nt
Organism: Thalassophryne amazonica
Lineage: Eukaryota; Metazoa; Chordata; Actinopteri; Batrachoidiformes; Batrachoididae
Product: LHFPL tetraspan subfamily member 6 protein
Exons: 4
Coding region: 436-1038 (200 amino acids)
Cellular component (GO): membrane
Source: RefSeq, a predicted model, not a curated record